AUGUGGUUGGUGGGGUGGGCACCUUGGCUCACAACCAAGGAAACUAAGGCAGAUUGGACAAGCAAGAUCAUUGACUUGAGGUCCUCGAACGCUAUUGAGACUGGCUCUAUUGAGGGAUUGGGGAAGCUCAAAGUGGAAGAGGACGAUAAUUUGAUCUUGAGAAACUCGUUCACUCCAGUAAAAAGGGAGAAGUCGGUGACUGGAAGUGAAUCCUCCUACAAAUUUGUCGGAGAAAAGGGAGUCGAUCUUGCGGCUCCGGACUUUUCAAAAGAAACUCCGACAAUGUCUGCACUUAAGAAGAAUGACACUUCCAUGGCAUCGGACAAUGGUUUGUACAGGUCAGCCUUGCUCAAGAUCAAGUUGGACCUUGACGAAUUGAACAAGUUUGUCAACUCCAGCGAUACCAGGACUCUGAACCGGCUCAUCAACACCAUCUUGAAGGUAAAUGCUUUGACUCUGGCUGCAAACACAUUUGGCAGACGGAUUGGUGAAGGUUCUGAGUUUGAAAACAUUGCGGGGUAUUCUACUAUUUGCAAUGGUUUGCUGGGACUUUAUCGGGACCAUAAAUCAAGUGUUGAAGAAAUGACGUCCAAUUUCCAGGCGUCAAUCGAUCUGGUGGAACACGGGAGUCAGCAUGCUUUGGCGGUUGUGGAUACAAAGGAAUGCAGCAAGAGUUUUACGAAGAUUUUGGAAAGCGGCAGCAAUAAACCUGGGUGGGUCCAGCGCCCUUCGAACGGAAUCAAUAUGUUGAGCUCUCUCUCCAACACUGGAUCAGUGGAUCCACGAGGCGUUUUGAUUGGAGGCUCCCAGGCACAGUUUGAAGUCAUGGCCGCGAGACUUGACAAACUGGAAAGGGAGAACGCAUCCUUGAAGGAAAAAGGUGGGUAA
Cylindrotheca closterium is the source of this 888-nucleotide messenger RNA. The record is from the annotation of a GenBank genome assembly. NCBI's taxonomy places the organism in Eukaryota, Bacillariophyta, Bacillariophyceae, Bacillariales, Bacillariaceae.